GCACAUUUAGUUUCAGCACUGAGGCAGUAAGCUGAAAUUUGUUUGCCGGCCCCGAUGUGUGGAAUCUUUUAAGGAAUAAGGAUCACUGGAUCUACUUGUAACUUAAAUGCGAAUGGAUCACUGGUUUCUUUCAAUGUGUACUCUCCUACGGGUUUUUACCUUUUCAUCUGCGGAAGUAGUCAUUUUAGAAAAACAGCCGACACAAUCUGAAAACUCUCAGUGGCAUCCUUCAAAGCCGCCAACAACAGAAAAUGGACCUUCUGGGUGGAGGACAGACAUACACUACUCGACCUGUGAUGUUUCUCUGGAUGCAUUUCCACAACCAAACAACUGGCUCAGAAGUAAUCCUAUAGAGAUCCAAGGUGGAGUGAAAGUAGUCCACAUUACCAUUAAGUUCAAAAUAAAAAACUGUUCUUCUUAUCCUGACAAUGGAGGAAAAUAUUGCAAAGAGUAUUUCGGCUUAUAUAUGUUUCGUUCUUGGCAAAAAUCUGAACCCAACCCUCUGACAAACAAUGGCUCGUAUGACAAAAUUGCUAAAAUUAGUGCACCAGCCCUUGGCACCAAUAUUACUCAAACAUUUAGAGCAGUGGUUACAGGAAAGUACAUCGUAUUGGCAUUUCACGACGAGGGCUCAUGUAGUGACCUUUUCUCCGUUACCGUUAAAUAUUAUGUUUGCCCAGAAUUAAUUUAUGUUGGUGGCUUAGUCACUUUACCAAGAACAAUGGCCCCAGCAAACGACUCAGAGCCAGUUGUAGGUGGUUGUGUCUCAAAUGCCGUGUCAGAACAAAGUAUUCUAAGUGCAAACUGCCAAAGCGACGGAGUAUGGAACAUCACCUCCCUUACAGGAAGAUGUAUAUGCAUGGAGGACAGGGAAAAUUUAAGAGGAAAAUGCAAAGAUUGUCCAGUUGGAAAAUAUAACGAUCAGACUGGCCUAAAUUGUACAGUUAUACCAUCCUCCCCGAGGGACGUCAAGGUUUCCUUUGUAAACCAAAGUGUAGUUGAGAUAACAUGGCAGCCUCCAGUGGUACAUGGUGAUCAGACUCACGUGUCUUAUGAAGUCGACUGUCGUAUCCAGAAAAUAUGCAGCAUUGACGACUGUUUAUAUGAAGAUUGUGGCAAUGACAUCAAACACAUUCCAAAUACCAAGGACCUGGAAAUAAACCAUCUGACUGUGGCAGGUCUCUCUCCUUUGACGAAUUACACUUUCAAAAUCUUCGCCAAAAACAGAGUAAGCCAGGUGGCCAAACGAAAACACAGAGUUGAAUGGAAUUUUGCAAAACUGACCAUAAGGACUAAAGGAUCAGAAGCUGCCACACCAACUCAAAUCCCGGGAACUGAAGAAGACCCUAAUCCUACAAGACAUCAGAAGACUGUCUACGCAUUGGUUGGAUUGGUUGUUUUGUUAGUACUCUGCAUUUUGGUUUUUGUGUGUUGCAAAUUGUGGAAAAGGAAUGGAUGGUGGCCCAGAAGAUAUGGAAAUAGGGCAACAGAGGGGUUUGACAAUUUUGGGAUGGAAACAAUUCGCGAACUUGACCGUGAAAAAAUGAAAACUAUUAAAGAACUUGGGAGUGGCAACUUUGGUCAAGUUUGCAAGGCAUUUUACGAACCCAGACAAGCUGAGGUUGCAGUGAAAUCACUAAAAGAUGAUGCCACGCCGAAGGACGUGCAAGAUUUUCACUCCGAGUUGAACAUCAUGAAAUCAUUUCAGCCUCAUGCUCAUGUGGUAAAACUAUACGGCUACUGUGUUGAAAAUGUUCCCCACCUAAUAGUUUUAGAGUAUUUGCCAUAUGGUGAUUUGUUGGGGUACCUGCGUAAGAGCAGGGGUAUUGAAGACAUUCAGCACGCAGGAGAAAAAGUACCAAUCUCGGAACUUAGUGAAAAAGAUUUGUUAUCCUUUGCGUGGAUGAUCGCUGAUGGGAUGAAUUAUCUGUCAUCAAUGAAGAUUGUGCAUCGCGACUUAGCAGCUAGAAAUGUGUUAGUGGGUGACAACAAAGUGUGCAAGAUAUCAGAUUUUGGUUUAGCACGUCGUUUGGAGAAAGAUAUUUACACGAGAAAAUGUGAGGCUCUUCUUCCAAUUAAGUGGAUGCCUCCAGAGUCACUUUUCAAGGGAAUAAGUUCAACUAUGAGUGAUGUAUGGUCUUAUGGCAUUGUGAUGUGGGAGGUGUUUACAAUCGGUGAAUCACCAUAUCCAAGGAUAGAUUCUCAACAGGUAAAACAAAAGCUGCAAACUGGAUACCGUAUGCCCAAGCCUGAACAUAUCUCACAAGAACUGUAUUCCAUUAUGACCGACUGUUGGAAAGAUGAUCCCCAAAAGAGGCCAACAUUCCAGUGGCUUUGCUCUGCGAUUAAAAGCCUUCAGAGUGAUCACAAGAUCUAUGUGAACUUGGAAGUUUACGACAGCACGAACUACGUUAGCUUUGAUAUGAUGAUGGACUACGAGUAAUGGAAACUGUUCAAUUUUUACGAAAAAAGCAGAAUAGCGGUUCAGUCCAGCAAGACAAACUUCAUUGAAGACUCAACCUCCCUACUUUGUUCGUAUAUCUCAAGUACUUUGAGUUACCGAAAGAUACUGUAUUCCAAGUAGUGUUUUGCUAUAAGUAGAUUAUUAAUUGCUUUUGGCCCAAUGAAACAUGUCUUAACUGGGUUUAUUAUUUUGAUGCUUUGAAGUACAAAGUCAGACUUACGCUUUAAAAAUGAAAUUAGUAGACAUACGUUGUUAAAGAAAAUAGUGGGAAACGUGGGAUAUAUGAUAAAAUUUGAAAGGUCGCUUGAUUUAUAGCUGGAAGAUCAAUAUUGAGUGCAAGAACAAAC
Pocillopora verrucosa is the source of this 2811-nucleotide messenger RNA. NCBI's taxonomy places the organism in Eukaryota, Metazoa, Cnidaria, Anthozoa, Scleractinia, Pocilloporidae. The record is from RefSeq and is a predicted model, not a curated record.